Messenger RNA from Octodon degus (degu), 3138 nucleotides. It is a transcript of the gene Abcb9, whose product is annotated as ATP binding cassette subfamily B member 9. Gene Ontology annotation, biological process: peptide transport; transmembrane transport. Gene Ontology annotation, molecular function: ATP binding; ATP hydrolysis activity; ABC-type oligopeptide transporter activity. Bases 290 to 2467 code for a protein of 725 amino acids. Gene Ontology annotation, cellular component: lysosomal membrane. NCBI's taxonomy places the organism in Eukaryota, Metazoa, Chordata, Mammalia, Rodentia, Octodontidae. The record is from RefSeq and is a predicted model, not a curated record. The transcript has 11 exons.
GGGCGGGAGCCGCGAGGAGUGAGGUUGCAGCGCCCUGAGCGGUCUCCUACGAGCGAGCGGCGCGGAGACUGCGCCCUCUUCUUACACCCCGGCCCCGCUUCGCGCCCCCUCCCACGGCUCACCUGGUGGCAGGUGCCAGAUAAGAAGAUUACAACCCAGAGAGGUCCUAUCAGUUAUCCAAGGCCACACAGCUCCACGCACAGACCUGACACAGGCUGGCCUCUCUCCACAGAGGAUCAUGGCCUCACCCCCGUGAACCGCACUGUCCCUCAGCCCCCCGGCCCGCAGGAUGCGGCUGUGGAAGGCAGUGGUGGUGACUCUGGCCUUCAUGAGCUUGGACGUGAGUGUGACCACGGCCAUCUAUGCCUUCAGCCACCUGGACCGCAGCCUGCUGGAUGACAUCCGCCACUUCAACAUCUUCGACUCGGUGCUGGACCUCUGGGCUGCCUGCCUGUACCGCAGCUGCCUGCUGCUGGGCGCCACCAUCGGUGUGGCCAAGAACAGCGCCCUGGGGCCACGGCGGCUGCGGGCCUCGUGGCUGGUCAUCACCCUCGUGUGCCUGUCUGUGGGUAUCUAUACCAUGGCCAAGCUGCUGCUCUUCUCGGAGGUGCGCAGGCCCAUCCGGGACCCAUGGUUCUGGGCGCUGUUCGUGUGGACAUACGUGUCACUGGCCGCCUCCUCCCUGCUCUGGCGACUGCUAUCCACUGUGAAGCCUGGCACUGAGGCCCUGGAGCCCAGCACGGGGGCUGAGGCUGAGGGCUUCCACGGGGACAGCCGGGCCCCAGCUGAGCAGGCCUCCGGGGCCACACUGCAGAAGCUGCUGUCCUACACCAGGCCUGAUGCGGCCUUCCUUGUGGCUGCCGCCUUCUUCCUCAUCGUGGCAGCUCUGGGCGAGACCUUCCUGCCCUACUACACCGGCCGCGCCGUCGACAGCAUCGUCAUCCAGAAGAGCAUGGAGCAGUUCAGCGCCGCUGUGGUCGUCGUGUGCCUGCUGGCCAUUGGCAGCUCAUUUGCCGCAGGUAUUCGGGGCGGCAUUUUUACCCUCAUAUUUGCCAGACUGAAUAUCCGCCUGCGAAACUGUCUCUUCCGCUCUCUGGUGUCUCAGGAGACAAGCUUCUUUGAUGAGAACCGCACAGGCGACCUCAUCUCCCGCCUCACCUCGGACACCACCAUGGUCAGCGACCUGGUCUCACAGAACAUCAACAUCUUCCUGCGGAACACUGUGAAGGUCACGGGCGUGGUGGUCUUCAUGUUCAGCCUCUCCUGGCAGCUGUCCUUGGUCACCUUCAUGGGCUUCCCCAUCAUCAUGGUGGUGUCCAACGUCUACGGCAAGUACUACAAGCGGCUCUCCAAAGAGGUACAGAGCGCCCUGGCGCGGGCCAGCAGCACAGCUGAGGAGACCAUCAGUGCGAUGAAGACGGUGCGCAGCUUUGCCAACGAGGAGGAAGAGGCCGAGGUGUAUGGGCGCAAGCUGCAGCAGGUGUACCGGCUUAACCGCAAGGAGGCGGCCGCCUACACGUCCUACGUCUGGGGCAGCGGGCUCACGCUGCUGCUGGUCCAGGUGAGCAUCCUCUACUACGGCGGCCACCUUGUCAUCUCUGGCCAGAUGACCAGCGGCAACCUCAUCGCCUUCAUCAUCUACGAGUUCGUGCUGGGGGACUGCAUGGAGUCCGUGGGCUCCGUGUACAGUGGCCUGAUGCAGGGAGUGGGCGCUGCCGAGAAGGUGUUUGAGUUCAUUGACCGGCAGCCAACCAUGGCGCACGACGGCAGCCUGGCGCCCGACCACUUGGAGGGCCGGGUGGACUUCGAGAACGUGACCUUCACCUACCGCACUCGGCCACACACCCAGGUCCUACAGAACGUGUCCUUCAGCCUGUCCCCUGGCAAGGUGACGGCCCUCGUGGGGCCCUCGGGCAGUGGGAAGAGCUCAUGCGUGAACAUCCUGGAGAACUUCUACCCGCUGCAGGGCGGCCGCGUGCUGCUCGAUGGCCAGCCCGUCAGCGCCUACGACCACAAGUAUCUGCACCGAGUGAUCUCCCUGGUGAGCCAGGAGCCCGUGCUGUUCGCGCGCUCCAUCUCUGACAACAUCGCCUACGGGCUGCCCUCUGUGCCCUUUGAGACGGUGGUGGCGGCCGCGCAGAAGGCCAAUGCGCACAGCUUCAUCAUGGAGCUGCAGGACGGCUACAGCACAGGUACGUGGCAGAUCCAGCAGGCCAUCCACGGCAGCCUGCAGCGGCACACAGUGCUGAUCAUUGCACACCGCCUGAGCACCGUGGAGCGCGCACACUGCAUCGUGGUCCUGGACAAGGGCCGCGUGGUACAGCAGGGCUCCCACCAGCAGCUGCUGGCGCAGGGCGGCCUCUACGCCAGGCUGGUGCAGCGCCAGAUGCUGGGGCUCACGCCCGCCACAGACGUAGCCGCCACCAGCCCCAAGGAUCCACCAGCUGACGGGGACCACAAGGCCUAGGAUGCCGCCCCGUGCAUCCUCCGGGAAGCCACUGCUUGCUGCGUCUCGCCCCGCCCUGGCCUGCGCCCACAAGCUGCCCCUCCGCUGCCCCCCACCCAGCCCCCAGGCUCCCUGCAGAGGCCAAGCUACCUUUUGAAACCACUGCCAUCCCAGGGAUUUCACUGCUUGCUUCCCUCACUCGGGUCAACGCCCAGGUUUCAGAGAAGACUUUUUCCAUGAGGGCAGUAGGGGGCAAUGUGGCCAAAAUUUUCUAGAAGGUUCUGAGCCAGGAGUGGCGGCCCAGCCUGCUUGCCUGGAGGAUGCAAAAGAGAAGUGGCUCAGCCUCUGCCUGUCCUGCGCAGGGACAUCCCUGGGGCGUGGGGUGCAGGCCCGGGCCCAACUCGGAGUCAAGCCAAGGGCAGGGGGAGUGGGCGCAUCUGUUUUCAUUGCCCUCCCCUCGCCACCCAAGCCAGGUUCACUGUGACCACCAUGACCUCGCGCGGCAGCAAGGGCCUGGCUGGGCCUGGGCCUGGGCACUCUGGCUGCACCCAGGGCUUCCCCCGCCCUCCUGGCUGCACCUCCUGCUCUGCUGCUGGAGGCCCAGGAUCUGUGAGCUGCGUUCUCUCUGUGGCUCUGGCCAAGCCCACACCUGGGCCUCAAGUUGGGAUGAACUCGGUCAAUAAAGUGUACUA